Dicentrarchus labrax (European seabass) is the source of this 3022-nucleotide messenger RNA. RefSeq names its product CLPTM1 regulator of GABA type A receptor forward trafficking (gene clptm1). Bases 49 to 1947 code for a protein of 632 amino acids. NCBI's taxonomy places the organism in Eukaryota, Metazoa, Chordata, Actinopteri, Moronidae. The record is from RefSeq and is a predicted model, not a curated record. Gene Ontology annotation, cellular component: endomembrane system; membrane. The transcript has 14 exons.
GUGGUGAGUGUGUGUGCGUGUGCGUGUGCGCGAUAGAGACAAGGGAAGAUGGCGACGCAGGAGAGCGAAGCAACUAAAGCUACAGCGACCAACGGCGAGGUGAGCAGCAAUGGAACCGCUGCAACAACAGAUGGCCAGACUGUGCAGACAGCUGAAAAUGCACAGGAUGCACAGCAGCAGCAGCAGCCGCCUAACGCAUGGCAGGUCAUUAAAGGAGUCCUCUUCAGAAUCUUCAUAAUCUGGGCGAUCAGUAGCUGGUUCCGUCGAGGGCCGUCCACUCCUGACCCCACCACACCAGCCGGGGCACCCAGAGUACCCAGCAGGAACCUCUUCCCUAAGGACACCCUCAUGGAUAUGUAUGUGUACCUGUCUCACGAGGAGGUGUUCACCGACUUCAACAACACAGAAGCGCUGUUCUGGUUCCACAGGGACCUGGUCUAUGGAGACUGGAACACAGGGGAGAGCGGGGACGGCUGUUACGAGCACUAUACGGAGAUGGACAUCCCAGAGAUAUUGCAGAAGAACGGUUCCCUUUACUUGCACGUCUAUUUCACUAAAAGUGGAUUCCACCCAGACCCCAAACGCAAGGGCCAGUAUCGCAGACUGGCAACCGUUCAUGCAACACGAAUGCUGAAUAAAUUCAAGCGAAGGAAGUUUCUGAAGACCAAGAAUCUCCUGACAGGAGAGACAGAAGCAGAUCCUGAAAUGAUCAAGCGGGCAGAAAGCUACGGUCCAGUGGAGAUUAUCUCUCAUUGGCACCCUAACCUCACCAUCAACAUGGUAGAUGACCACACAGCCUGGGUCAAAGGCUCUGUUCCCCCUCCUCUGGACCAACAUGUUAAGUUUGAUGCAGUAAGUGGCGACUACUAUCCCAUUGUGUACUUCAAUGACUACUGGAACCUCCAGAAGGAUUACUAUCCCAUCAACGAGACCCUGACAACACUCCCACUGCGCCUCUCUUACUGCCCACUGUCCUUGUGGCGCUGGCAGCUGUACGCUGCCCAAAAUGCACGCUCCCCGUGGAACUUCUUACCAGAGGACACCUACGAGCAGUCUGAUGAAGACCAAGACUCUGUCAAGGUGGCCCUCUUGGAAACCAACCCGUACCUGCUGGGUCUCACCAUUGUUGUCUCCAUCGUGCACAGCAUCUUUGAGUUCCUCGCCUUCAAGAAUGAUAUCCAGUUCUGGAACAGCAGACAGUCUCUAGAGGGUCUAUCUGUGCGCUCCAUCAUAUUUGGAGUCUUUCAGUCUCUGGUGGUGCUGCUGUACAUAUUGGACAAUGAGACCAACUUUGUGGUGCAGGUCAGCGUCUUCAUCGGCCUCCUUAUCGAUCUCUGGAAAAUCACCAAGGUCAUGGAUGUCAAAUUGGACAGAGAGAACAAAAUCGCAGGAAUAUUCCCAAGAUUGGUAUUCAAAGACAAGUCAACAUAUGUUAAGUCUUCAACCAAAAUCUACGACGAUAUGGCCUUCAAGUACCUGUCGUGGCUGCUCUACCCUCUGUUUGGCUGCUAUGCCGUCUACAGUUUAUUGUACGUAGAGCACAAAGGCUGGUACUCAUGGGUGCUCAGCAUGCUCUAUGGCUUCUUGUUAACCUUUGGUUUCAUUACAAUGACGCCACAGCUAUUCAUCAACUACAAAAUGAAGUCUGUGGCCCACCUCCCAUGGAGGAUGCUCACCUACAAGGCUCUCAAUACCUUUAUUGAUGACCUGUUUGCCUUUGUCAUCAAGAUGCCCAUGAUGUACAGGAUAGGAUGCCUCAGAGAUGAUGUGGUGUUCUUCAUCUACCUUUACCAGCGUUGGAUCUAUCGGGUCGAUCCCAACAGGGUCAACGAGUUUGGCACCAGCGGAGUAGAGCAAGUCCCGAACGACACAGCAGCGGAAGGCGCUGCUCCCGCCGCACCAGCCGCCAUCACAGACAAGCCAGAGGAGGAGAAGAAGAAUGAUUAAGCAAGAACACGCCCUUAUCCGCCUCCCUGGCACUCACAACUGGGGCAAAGAGGACUUGUGGAAAUUAGACAGGGAGGGGUGUUGUCGUUUAGCUGUCAUGGACGCCACUACAAAAAAAAAAAAUGCAGUUCAACUGUUCCCUCUGAUUUCUGUGUGGACCCACAGAGAAUCAUAUUCAGUGUAGACUUGGUAAAUUCUUAUUUCAGUUCCCCGCCCUCUCGUUUUGCAGUUCAAGUGAAGUAAAACAAAACGUGAUGUACUGUAUUCUGUAUGAUUUCUCAGAGGGUAACAAUGUCUUGGAGUAGAGGUUGGGAGGGGAACAGGUCGCAGUUAUACUACAUUUUUUUUUUUUUUUUUUUUUUUUUCUCCAUAUACAGGGAAGAAAGAGGCCAAGUGCAACUUUUGUUCUUUGUGUAGAUUCCUUGUGAAUUUUUCUUUUCAUUCCAUGUGAGCACCAUGUUUCAGAUUGCCUGGAAACUGGUGAGUAGUGCUGGAGGAAACUGGAAAGAUCCUGAACCACGACAGAGGUAGAAAAAGAGAGGGUGGUGACUGGAGACAAGAUCGAUGACCCUACAGGACGCUACCCACAAGACAGUGACUACUACCCUCAAUUUUAAACAAAUGGUUAAUGUUCUUAACUCGAACAUAAAAAAAAAAAAAAACAGCCUUGUUGGUAUUAAUAUAAAUAUAUUAAUAUUGUCAAUGACUUAAUUUUUGUUUUUCAGUCACUGAAGCAUUCUUUUGUAUGUCCUCAAACUGUACAGAAUCUCAGCUUGUCAUGUUAAUAAUACCGAUGUCAAAACUGUCUAGCAAUAGCUAAUUUGCAAGUCUUAUUUUUUAAUUUUCUCCCCUCGGCCAGACUUCUGGUUUUAAAACUGUUUCACGUUCAUGCUCCAAACCAGAUCACCUGGACAGACACAGUGGAGACAGGAGUCGGGUGUGUGCUGGAAGAAUUACAGUGUCUCUUGUUUUAAUUUUGAGUGCUGUAAAUCCUGAAACAAAGAGGGUUCCAUGUUGGUACAUAUUAAAUUUUGAUUCAUUCAUGUUUAUAGUAAAAGUUAAGUGUGAUUUAAAA